AAUUUCCAGAUAAUUAAUUGUUAUUAGUUGUAAUAUUUUGAUAAUUAGAAAUGGGCCGCAAAAAGAACAAGCUACUGAGAAAAUUGAAACAAGAAUUGCAGGAUCGUGCUUUUAAUCCUGAUCCUGAAGAAGAAGCAGGAUUCCCAAGGCUCUCUGGCAAACAACUAUCCAAGAGACACAAAAAGAUCAAGAAACUCUCUCGCAAGCAACAAGUCACCAUCACCAAGGAGCACAGAUGGUAUCUUGUGAAAGUUUUUGAUGACCCACUGCCAACCAGAGAGUUUUUGAAGGAGAGCUUCAAGACUCUAGUGGACACUGAGUUCGUGAUACAGGGCUACCACCAUGCAACCUCCUCUGCUCGCUUCUUCCUCGAGGAUAGCUCGUGUGCUGCAAUGGCCAUCAAAGGCCUCAACAAGCGCAUGCAGGGCAGCUCUGGACGUCUCAUGCAGAUACAAGUGGAGCCUUGCUCCUCUUUUAUUAUUCUCAAUGCUCAGCAGAUGCUCACUGUCAAAGAGGUCUUGAUGAAGCGCUAUGACCCGACACGCAAUUUCCUUGACCUAUCGUCAUUCCACCUGGACCCAAUGCUGGUGAACGAAGGCGUAAUGCCAGUGCUUUCCGACCCUGCAAUUUUUCGACAAGUGUUGGUGGUGGUCCGUGAUAACAUCCCCGGUCUGACAACGAUGUCUCUUGGCAACAACAGACUUCGUCUCACCAACAUUCGGGUUGUAAAGGGUACUCUUGGCAACAGGUGUCCUCUACAGCGGCUUAAUCUAGAGUCCAAUGACAUAGAUAAUUUCAAAGAACUCAUCUGCACACUUGCUGUUUUCAAACUCCAAGAGCUAAAACUAGAUGGCAACCCUUGUCUGAAAGACAUAAAGAAUCCUGAUAUUUAUAUACGCACUGUUCUCUCGCAACUACCACAACUGAAAACUCUAGAUGGACAAGACAUUGCAAGUCACAUAUCUGGGCAAACGAGCUCUGGAGAUAUGAUAUCAUCGCUGAACACAAGCCUGGCAUCAACCAGCUUAGUGAGCGCCGACCCUCCUCCUGUCCCUGUCAACGAGCCUCUUGUUCAGAAGUUCCUCUCGGAAUAUUACAACUGCAUUGACAGUGACCACAGAGAACAACUUGUGAACGCUUACCUACCCACUGCAAAGUUUGGUAUAGAAUCACAUAUUGCUGCUGUACCGUCCGGGACAUGCGAGGGCUCGCACCACAUCUUAGAAGCCCUCAAGAGAAUGCCUGCUUUUAAACAUGCCAAGGAAACGUUCUCCAUGAAAGUACACAAGCUCAUGAACGAUCUUGCAGAAAUCGAAGUGUCUGGCCAACUGCAGGUCGCGGGUCAUCCUGACGCGGUCUCUUUCGUGCACACCCUGACGGUGGUGCCGUACAAUGCUGGGCUCGGCAUCACUCUAGGCAUCAUGGGCUUCAAGUAAACAAUAUAAUUCUAUCCAAAAUGCAGUAAAAAUUUAUUUCCAUUCAAUUUUCAUUUCAUGCUUGCUGCAAGACAAAAAUAAUUUGUGCAAAUUUAUAAGUAACUACUGGAGUCGAUACAUAUUUUAAAUGAAGUAACUAAUUAAAAUUUUUUUUUUCAAGUAAACAAAUUGUUCAAACAUUUUGAGAACUGCCUGAUAUGCAGUUUGAUUUUGAGAAUCAAAUUGAUUUAUGAUCCUGCUAUUUGGAAACCUUUUCAAAACUUUUUCCUCUGACAAUAAAUAUACUAAAAUUUCCAA
Molecule: messenger RNA, 1733 nt
Organism: Hyalella azteca
Lineage: Eukaryota; Metazoa; Arthropoda; Malacostraca; Amphipoda; Hyalellidae
Product: nuclear RNA export factor 1
Exons: 3
Coding region: 51-1436 (461 amino acids)
Biological process (GO): poly(A)+ mRNA export from nucleus
Cellular component (GO): nucleus; cytoplasm
Molecular function (GO): RNA binding
Source: RefSeq, a predicted model, not a curated record